Messenger RNA from Pieris brassicae (large cabbage white), 4680 nucleotides. RefSeq names its product RNA binding protein fox-1 homolog 3 (gene Rbfox1). NCBI's taxonomy places the organism in Eukaryota, Metazoa, Arthropoda, Insecta, Lepidoptera, Pieridae. The coding region runs from base 274 to 1557 and encodes 427 amino acids. Gene Ontology annotation, biological process: nervous system development; regulation of alternative mRNA splicing, via spliceosome. The record is from RefSeq and is a predicted model, not a curated record. The transcript is spliced from 14 exons. Gene Ontology annotation, molecular function: mRNA binding. Gene Ontology annotation, cellular component: nucleus; cytoplasm.
UUGCACAUCGACGUUAACCGCUUUCAGUGCUAUAGCGUGUCUCUCAACGCUAUAUCUACCCAGUACAUAACCUUAAAUUUUAAGUCCGUAUUACAUUUCUAUUAUUAAUCUUAUUGUCAAAAGAAUACUCAUGAUUUAUUCGAAUUCGUAAGUUCAGUGUUGUGAAGCAAACGCCCAUACCAAGGCGUACGUGGAGUGUAUUUUUGUGCAAGAUAAAGUUAUACAAACGGCAAGCUGUGGGGUUCAGGGGCCUUUUUUUUGCCGCCGCAGGGGAUGUACUAUCCUGUGAGUAACGGCAAUGUACUCGAUACAGGAACACCGACCUUACUGCACAUGGUGGGAACGGGCAUGGCGGCCCCGUUCCCUGCGGCGGCGGCGGCUGCGGCAGCUGCAGCACAGUUCGCGGCCAAUGGGGAUCUGGCUGGUGUGAAAGCGGAUGCAGCCACACAGCCCUCCAUAGUCAAAAGCGAGGGUCAGCCUCCAGCACCACUCCCACCAGGCAACUUUUCACCGCCCCCUCAGCAAACACACGUUACCCAGAACUCAACAGAAAGUCACAACACCAGUACACAAAGCGAAAAUGAGUCGUCCGAUGAAAAGCCAGUCAGUGUAGCAGCGGUCGUAGCACAGCAAGCUGCGGUGGCAGUAGCACAACAAGCGGCUGCAGCGCACGCGGCAGCAGCGGCUGUCAGCGCCGCGGUCGCUGCUAACGCCACUACAACCACUUCCUCCACCGAGAAGACCUUAGUCCCCGUCUCGCAAGCGUCACAACCGAAGCGUCUUCACGUGUCCAACAUCCCGUUCCGAUUCAGAGAUCCGGACCUCAGAAACAUGUUUGGGCAAUAUGGCACAAUACUUGAUGUAGAAAUUAUCUUCAACGAACGCGGCUCAAAGGGAUUCGGUUUUGUAACAUUCGCAAAUAGUGGUGAUGCGGAGCGAGCACGAGAGCGUCUACACGGCACCGUGGUUGAGGGCAGAAAGAUAGAGGUAAAUAAUGCCACCGCCCGAGUGCAGACAAAGAAACCUCCAGCAGUGCCAAACGUGUGUGUCCAGUGGCCGGAAGCCCAGUCGGCGUUGCGCGGCGCGGUCGUCAUGAGAGGUUCCCCUCGCCCGACAGCGCACGCGCAAUCCUUCCAACCCAUGCUGCCCCGCGCCGCUAGCGCCUACGCCUCGCCGUUGCACGCAUAUGCACACGUGUAUUAUGACCCGUUCUUAGCUGCAGCAGCGACCGCAGACUCCAACUACAGAUUACAGGCGGUGAAACCCGCAGUGGAGGCGGCUGCGGCAGCCGCAGCAGCAGCUCCAUUGUUAAAGUCGCCACUAACGAGUGCUCAGCACGCUGCAGCAGCAGCAGCGGCCGCUAACUAUGGCGCAGCAGCUCGGGCAGCGGCCGCCGCCGCUGUUAGUGCAGCACCCGCACAGGCGGCACUCACUCCUCUUGCUGCCACAUAUGGAAGGGAGUACGCAGACCCAUAUUUAGGGCAUAGCAUUGGGCCAGUUACAGGAUAUGGGACUGCAGUGUACAGAAGCGGGUACAACAGAUUCGCGCCAUACUAAGCCAGUGGAACAACUUAGCGAUUUUAUAUCUCGAAUAUUCUUAGUACUUCGGUCAUCUUUACGUAACAUGACAAUGAACUCUCUUUAUACACGUACAAAAUUAUGAUAGGGUAAGCAGUAGUACUGCGUAUAGCUCGACGGGGCUAGAACUCAUAAAUACCAAAGUCAUAAAUUUCUCAUUGAAAUAGUUAAUUAUAUUGUUAAUAUUUUUGAAAAAAGUGCGAGCAUCGUUCGAGGAAACUGACGGAUCAGCACGCGUUACAUUUAAACGUAUUGUUAGUUAGGUAUUCCUAGCGUAGUUGUUACAUAUGGACAAUAGUUUUACUUGUAAAAAUAUUUAGUGAGCUUUGCACUUGCAUAUCAUAGAGAAUUUGUAAAUACCCACAUUUUAAAAACAUUUAAUUUUACUUGGAACAAAAUUUUAGCUUUCGAAUCUGAUUCAACUCCCUUUAGAAUUACAAUUUAUUUUUGUACUCGUACAAUACAAUUCGUAUUGUCCAUGGUGAACAUACCGGGCUUACGGUAUCACUCUGGUGCGAACCAGUGCCAUCAUUCGGUUGUUAUAGAAUAUACGAACAACUAGGUGCAGAUUAUACACAAAUGUUUCCAGGACUGGCUUCCUUUUGGAUGAGCGUUUCGAGCUAAUAAGAUUCCUUUCGCCCUUUACGUAGAAAUUGUUCAUUGAUCGCUAGUUGUAUUGCCUAGUGUAACAGUUGUAGGCAGUAAUGCUUUAAAUGUAGUUUUUAAGAAGAAUUACUCUUUGGAGUUCUUACAUAUCAUUGAGAUUUCUCCUUGUAAUUGCGGUUUGAUUUUCUCGAGGACUUUACAAUAACCUCCGUUUUAACUUUCGUACGGGUCCAACCGUUAGACUUCGUAAUUAGAUAACCUAGAAUUGUAAUGUAUUUGUAUGAUUCGCUCAACGUUUAUACCAAAGCACAAAUGCCCAUCGAUUCAUACGAAUUUCGGAGCUUUUGCAUGUUAAUUUAAUCCACAGUAGUUAAUAAUCUUUCGCUAUAUUUCCAAAAGCUUAGUUAAAAUUCAAUUUUUCCUUACAUACGUUUACGUCGUUCGGUAGCGAUUCCAUGUAUUUGCACAGAUAUUGAAAGAUUCGUCUCGUUUGGUUGUUGUAAGUGAUUAACAUUUUGAUGUAGUUUUUGAACUCAGUUCUCGCGGUUCAAGCGAUCAAAGUUAACGGAGUCAUCCUCCAUAUCCUUCUACGUUUUCUAAGAAGUUCUAGUCUUUGCGCACAAUUAUAUAGACAUAAUGGUGCUCUUCUUGAUUUCAUGUGAUAGCUAAGAGAACCGUAUUUCGUUUCUGAGUUUGAAUUCAAUAUAAGUUAUUUUUAGAAGCUAUUAUUACGUAAGCCUUUUCGUGUCAUAUUUUCUUAAUUAUAAUUUCACUCACCUUGUAGUGCCACGGGCUUUAUGUUUUAGGUAAUCGUAGGAUACGUAGUCAUGUUGCAGCUUUGAACAAUAUUUUUGUGCUUUAUCGCUAAAUACUCAUGCGUGAAUGUAUUAUAUUAAGGGUCUAAUUUAAGAUUUAUAUGAUUUUUAUGCAAAUUUUUACAUCUAAGUACAGAACAUAAGUACAUGUGAUUCAAUCCUUGAUCGCUUUCUAGUUGUUUAAUUUCGGUAUUUUUGUGGAGUCACAAAGAAUUAAUUAACGUUUUUAUGAAGUAUUUGGGAUGGAUUUUGAUGCAGUUGACCGUUAAGAUACUCACGACUCGUCCCGUUUACUCGAAUGCUCUCUGUGUCGCUGAUUUUUGUAUUAUAUUUUUAAAUCAAUUUCGUCAUAAUAUUUAUGUAAUCGUAUUUGUUACAUGGAGAAAAAUCUGAAUUUACACGACAUAUCUGACAAAAUGGUUAGUGUGCUACGAUAAGAUUUUGAAAAAGAAAUGUCAAAAUCAAUGUAUUAUAUAAUAAUCGUUUAGGUAAGUGAUAACUGUAUUUUGUAACGGUUUCUUUCUCUAAAAUGUUGAAUUAUCAAUUUUCCAUCGCGCUGUGCACCUCCGCUUUUCGUCUAUUAGGCAUUAAUUGUUAUUUCGUGCAUAAUACUAUCAUAUCAGCGGUUCUGUUGCGUCGUGUCAGUCUGGCACUGCGCAACAGAAUUGUAAAUAAUGUUAUGGCUGCGCGGACGCCUAGUGUUGUGCAUACAAUUUGUACCGUCGGAUUUAUAUUGUUGAAGUAGUGAGUUAAUAAGUAACACUCGUUUGUCAAUUGCACUCGUCGCUGUUUCAUAUUGCGCUGAUUUCAGUCAUCGGCCUAUUCGGACACAGCGUCCGGCUCGUGACUGAAUAAUCAGCAUUAGCGUAGAUCAGAUCGUAGCUGGGCUAACGCCUACGUCAUUAAAGUCGUAGACGUGCCGCCACUUCAUUUUAAAUAAAUGCACCAAGUUUUAUUACGGCAUGUCUAUGAGUUUAGUUCAUCGUUUAUUGUAGGUGGCGCGUGAUCUGUCCUUAUUUCUGCAUUGAAACGUACAGCAGUGUACUGCCCUAUUUGUUGAGUUAACAAAGAUCCGGCCAGCAUUCACCCGUCUGACCUUGACCUGUACUGAAAUCGGUAGCGUACAUUGCGGCUACCGAUAGCGAUUCAAAUCAAUUUUCCUGAAAAUGUAAGCCGAUUUCGACCUGUUUUAAUUAUUUUUAUCACAAUACUCUUAUUUUAUGACGGCUGAAAUGUUUUACGUUUUGGGAAAUGGUUGAAUAUGCCGUAAUUAGGACAGAUUCCCGUCCGUUUUUGGCGCGCGCUUGUCGCAACGCAUAUUUGACCAGUAUUUAGAUAUAACUACUAUGCUCAAUUUCCAUGUCUGUAUGUUUGUAUAAUGUUAAAAAUUUAAAGUUUUAGAACUUGAAUAAACUUGGUUAACCCGCGUUACAUGUCUUCCGUUUGGCACUUUUCAUACGAUCAUGCACUUUGGUACCGGCCGAUGGACAUAACGAGUCUAGUGCACAGCGAAUAUGCGAUUUGUGAUACGGAUUUUCAGUGUGGCAAUAGAUGGCAGAGCUGAUUUUCUUAAAUGUAUAGUUAUAUAUUUUUUCCAAAUGAAAAAUCGAAUGAAAUGAACCAUUUAAAGCCUUUGGCGUUGUGUACUCAUUUACGUUAUUAAUAAAUAUUAUAGUAUGAA